CCCAGUCGUUGAGGUCCUCUUUCUACCUUUUUUCCAUGUUCUGCAUUGGAAACUUCAAGGAAACCCACGUGAUCCCAACCAUUGAUUGGCCCAUUUCAGCAUCUGUAUUUAAAAAAACUCUGACAUCCCUCCACGACAGAUAACAACCAUGGAUUCCGGCCAACAGACUCGUCAAAACGUCGUCGUGAUGCGCCAUGGCGACCGGAUUGACAACUUCGAGCCGCUAUGGACUGAGAAAGCUGCUAGGCCAUGGGAUCCGCCGUUGGUGUUAGAUGGCAAGGUUAGGGCAUUCUCUACCGGUAAGAAAUUCAAAAAGGACCUCCGUUUUCCGAUUCAUCGCGUCUUUGUAUCGCCGUUUCUUCGAUGCCUUCAGACAGCUUCCGAAGUCAUACACGCUCUUUGCGCCGUCGAUUGUAAUGUUACUCAUAUGAGCUCUGCCGAUGGCGUCAAAAUCGAUCCUUCUAUGCUCAAGGUAUCUGUUGAAUAUGGACUAUGUGAAAUGCUGAACAAACGAGCCAUACGAGCUGAGAACGCCCCUAAAGAUGGAGACUUUGCUUUCACUAUUUCAGAAUGUGAAGCUGUUUUACCACAAGGGACAGUUGAUUCAACUGUAGAACCAGUUUACAAAGAGCUACCAAAAUGGGAAGAGCCAACAGAGGUGGCUAGAGACAGGUACAAGAAUAUUAUCAAGAUUCUUGCUGAUAAAUACCCUACCGAAAACUUACUGCUUGUGACACAUGGGGAAGGUGUUGGGGUGUCAGUGACUUCAUAUGCACGUGAUGAUUUGCUAGUGAGUGAAGUGGAAUAUUGUGCAUAUUCAAAGCUUCAUAGAACAAUUUCCACCAAAGGAGCUGGGGAAUUUGAGUUGUGUAUGAAUCUUAAGCACAGUGGUAUUUCCUAUAUACCCACACGAGUUGAUGAAGAACAAUCCACAUCAUAAAGAAACCAAGAUUCUAAAGCUUUUUGAAAAGCUUACUUAUGAAAUUUGCAUAUUUAUCCUUCGUCUAUUUGAAAUGUUUUAUAUAAACUUGUCAUUUAGUUUGUCGUUUUUAAGCACAAGUCAUAUUUGAUAUUGAACAAGAACAACCAUGUAGUUUUAAUAGGGUAAAAAAUGGUAAAAAUAAAUGUUCAGUUUUA
Molecule: messenger RNA, 1137 nt
Organism: Lactuca sativa (garden lettuce)
Lineage: Eukaryota; Viridiplantae; Streptophyta; Magnoliopsida; Asterales; Asteraceae
Source: RefSeq, a predicted model, not a curated record